This is a messenger RNA of Meleagris gallopavo (turkey), 2451 nucleotides long. The record is from RefSeq and is a predicted model, not a curated record. Lineage: Eukaryota; Metazoa; Chordata; Aves; Galliformes; Phasianidae.
AUGGGUGUUAAAGUUGGCGGAGGCCUCCGGCAGUGGAAGCGCGUCUUCGCGGUGCUGCGCACCCACUCGCUGUACCUGUGCAAGGACAGGCGGGAGGCGGUGAGCUGCGGCCCGGCCCCAGGUGAGGAGGAGCAGCCGAUCAGCAUCCGAGCGUGCCUGGUGGACAUCUCCUACAGCGAGACCAAGAGGAAGCACGUCUUCCGCCUGACGACCGCUGACUUCUGUGAAUAUCUCUUUCAGGCAGAGGAUCGGGAAGACAUGCUGGCCUGGAUCAAAGUCAUCAGGGAGAACAGCAAGGCUGAGGGCGAGGACCCCGGUUUUGCCAGCCAAGCACUUAUCAACAAGAAGCUCAACGACUAUCGGAAAGUGAGGGCGCAGCCCCCGCUGCGGCAGAUGAACUUUGUGUUCUCUGGGAGGGGGAAGGAGACGGACGUUUGUGACCCCCCCGCAGCCAGCAGCAGGGAGGAGAGGUCUGUGGGCGAGCACGCGGGUCGGCGUGUGGCCCCAUUAGCAGCCCCCGAGGACUCGCUGGCAUCCAUCCCCUUCAUUGACGAACCCACCAGCCCCAGCAUCGACCUGAAGGCCAAGCACAUCCCCGCCUCCUCCGUGGUCUCCAGUGCCAUGAACUCAGCGCCCGCCGUGGCCACCAGCCCCUCCUCCUCACCCACCUUCGCCUUCGCCCUGAGCCGGCACUACUCACAGGACUGCAGCAGCAUCAAGGCCGGCCGCCGCUCCUCCUACCUGCUGGCCAUCACCACCGAGCGCUCCAAGUCGUGUGAUGAUGGGCUGAACACAUUUCGGGAUGAGGGGAAGAUCCUCAGGAGGAUGCCCAGCCGGGUCCCCAGCCUCCGCAUGCUGAGGAGCUUCUUCACCGAUGGGUCUCUGGACAGCCUCGGUACGUCUGAAGACACCCGCUCCAAACGGCACUCCACCUCUGACCUGUCGGACGUCACGUUCAGCGACGUCAGGAAGGAGGGCUGGCUGCACUACAAGCAGAUCCUCACCAAAAAGGGGAAGGUACGCUUGGAGCUGGCAGAGCUGAGCUGUUGCCAUCCAUCAGAGGCGGCACAGUUGGGCACUUACGGGGAAGAGGAGAAUGGGAACCGAGCAGGUCCCCCCCGGAGCCGCCUGGAGCCCAUGGACACCAUUUUUGUGAAGAAUGUAAGGGAGGACGGCCCGGCGCACCAGGCAGGGCUGCGCACUGGGGAUCGGCUGGUCAAGGUGAAUGGGGAUAGCAUCAUUGGGAAAACCUACUCGCAGGUCAUCGCUCUCAUCCAGAACAGUGACAAUGUGUUGGAGCUCUCCAUCAUGCCCAAAGAUGAGGACAUUCUCCAGCUGGCCUAUUCCCAGGACGCCUACCUGAAGGGCAACGAGCCGUACUCCGGUGGGCCCGCGGGUGCCAAGCCUGACUCCUCACCCAAGGGCUCCCGUGGGCUGGGGAUCAGAGCCGAGUUCCUGAAGCAGACGGGAACCAGUGCACCCCGGUCCCCGAGGCAGGAUGCGGCCGUCACCAAAGAUGAAAGCAGCUCCCAAAAAGCCCCCUGGGGCAUUAACAUCAUGAAGAAGAACAAGAAAUCUGCCCCUCGAGCCUUUGGUGUGAGGCUGGAGGACUGCCAGCCCGCCCCGGACAACAAGAACAUCCCCCUGAUCGUCGAAGCCUGCUGCAAAGUGGUGGAGGAUCGUGGCCUGGAGUACAUGGGCAUCUACCGCGUGCCCGGGAACAAUGCUGUGGUGUCCAGCCUGCAGGAGCAGCUUAACAAAGGAGCCACUGAGAUCAACCUGCAGGAUGAGCGCUGGCAGGACCUGAACGUCAUCAGCAGUCUGUUAAAAUCCUUCUUCCGAAAGCUGCCUGAGCCCCUCUUCACCGACGAUAAAUACAACGAUUUCAUUGAGGCCAACCGGAUAGAGGAUGCCAGCGAGAGGAUGAGGACACUGCGGAAGCUGAUCCGGGACCUGCCAGGGCACUACUAUGAGACACUCAAGUUUCUGGUGGGUCACCUGAAGACCAUCGCAGACCACUCGGAGAAGAACAAGAUGGAACCCCGAAACCUGGCGCUGGUGUUUGGCCCCACGCUGGUCAGGACAUCUGAGGACAACAUGACAGACAUGGUGACACACAUGCCCGACCGCUACAAAAUCGUGGAGACCCUCAUCCAGCACUCAGACUGGUUCUUCAGCGACAAGGAGGACAAGGGUGAGAAGACCCCGGUGGAUGAGAAGGAGGCUCAGUCCGUGCCCAACAUUGAAUACCUGCUGCCCAACAUCGGCCGCACCGCAGCGCCCGGCGAUGCCCCAGGUGAGGAGCUGUGCCCCACGCAGGGUCCCCCCCUCUCUGCCCGCUCUGUCCCCCCACUCGCAGCCUCUGUGACUGCAGCUCUGUGCAUGCAGAGCACGAUGUGCCAGCAGCCUCCUUGCUGGGACACCUGGAGGUCCCACUCUGCCCUCUGUACC